GACGUUGCUGCUGAAGGAAAGUUUGUGUCCCUCUCGGAGGUGACGGACAUACCUCUGUAAGAUGUUGCAUUUCUCGCACAGAGGACAGACGUCGCGUUAUUGAGAUUCUGCUCAUAAAAAGAAAACGGAACUGAAUGGACAUGUCGGUUCAAGUCCCUCUGCCCAGCCGAGCUGCCCUGCCGCGGGUUUGGGGUCAGUUUGUCCCGGAGCUGAAUGGAGUUUCCGCAGUCGGAUUCUGCAUAUCGGCCUAACCACCGCCAACAACACAUCCACAGGGAGUUAAACAUGAUGCUUCCACUUUAAUGAGAGGACACCGAUUCUCGCAUUUCCACUGGCUUUAUCUGUGACCACCAAUAUGUCCGACCAAAGCUAUUACUGGACCGUUCUGCCCAGCUACAAAACCAGCUUUGUGACUGGAGCAAUGAUGAGAAGGUCGAAAAGUUCCCGUAACAACAAGAGAAGGAGUUUGGCAGUCGGGACUCCGUCUCCCACACUGUCACGACCUCUUUCACCUCUUCAUCUUGCAACAGCUGGAAGCAGUCCUUCAGAAAGCCCCAGGAAUAUCUCUGCUAGCACCUCUUCCAACUUCCAGUUUGCCCGCAGCCAGCUGGCCCGCACUGAAAGCAGGGCGGAUGGGCGAAGGUGGUCUGUGGCGUCUGUUCCCUCCUCUGGAUACUGCACCAAUGCACCCAGCUCAUCAGUCUCUUCCUCAUCUUCCCACGAACUGUUGCACCAGUUGCCCUCUCAGCCCACUCAAGAUGAUCUUCACCUCCUCUUCAAACAUUUGCGGAGCUCAGAGAGCGUUGUGGACGAUGAAGGAGCGCAUCCAGUGCAUCAUGUCAGGGUCCGCUCACGCAGUCUCAGCCCUGGACGGACCUGUGGAACAUUUGAUAAUGAAAUUGUCAUGAUGAAUCAUGUCUACAAAGAGCGCUUCCCUAAGGCAACAGCUCAGAUGGAGGGUCAGCUUGUUCACAUCAUUUCGGAGUAUUCGCCUGACACUGCUCUGCCCCUGGCUGAUGGCGUGCUGGGAUUCAUUCAGCACCAGCUGGUGGAGCUUGCCAGGGACUGUCUGGACAAGUCCCAGGAUGGGCUGGUCACCUCCAGGUACUUUGUGGAGCUGCAGGAAAAGCUGGAGAAACUGCUCCAUGAGGCUUAUGAGCGUUCAGAGAGCGAGGAGGUGACCAUCAUCACCAAGUUGGUGAAGAAGAUUCUCAUCAUAAUCUCCAGGCCUGCUAGACUGCUGGAGUGUUUGGAGUUUGAUCCAGAGGAGUUCUAUCAGCGUUUGGAGGCUGCAGAGGGUCAAGCCAAAGUAGGCCAGGGCAUUAAGACCGAUCUUCCCAGAUAUAUCAUCAGCCAACUUGGCCUCACCAGAGAUCCAUUGGAAGAGAUGGUCCACUUGGAGCAGACUAGUCCAUGUCAGAGGUCAGCCAGCAGGGAGUCUGACGAUUCUGGAGAGGCAACACCUGUACAGAGCCGAGCAGCCUCCACCCCUCCUCGUCGGAAACCACUGGAGACUGACUUUGAGACUACAAAGCUCAUUAGCAAUGGCGCCUAUGGAGCUGUAUAUUUGGUGCGCCACAAGGAAACCCAUCAACGUUUUGCCAUGAAGAAGAUCAACAGACAAAACCUGAUUCUUAGGAACCAAAUCCAGCAGGUGUUUGUGGAACGAGACAUCCUUACAUUUGCUGAAAAUCCGUUUGUGGUGUCCAUGUUCUGCUCUUUUGAGACCCGGAGGCACCUCUGCAUGGUCAUGGAGUAUGUAGAAGGUGGGGAUUGUGCCAACUUGUUGAAGAAUAUCGGCCCUCUCCCUGUGGACAUGACCCGGAUGUACUUUGCGGAGACUGUACUUGCCCUAGAGUACCUUCAUAACUACGGCAUUGUGCACCGAGAUCUCAAACCUGACAAUCUGUUGAUCACCUCCAUGGGUCACAUUAAGCUGACAGACUUUGGACUGUCGAAGAUCGGUCUAAUGAAUAUGACAACCAACUUGUAUGAAGGACACAUUGAGAAGGAUACCAGGGAAUUCAUAGACAAGCAGGUGUGUGGGACUCCAGAGUAUAUUGCUCCUGAGGUCAUCUUGAGGCAGGGUUAUGGCAAACCUGUGGACUGGUGGGCCAUGGGUAUAAUCCUUUAUGAGUUUCUUGUUGGCUGUGUGCCUUUCUUUGGAGACACUCCGGAGCAGCUCUUUGGUCAGGUUGUUAACGAUGACAUCAUAUGGCCAGAAGGGGAAGAUGCUCUGCCAGCUGAUGCUCAGGAUCUUAUCACCCGACUGCUAAGGCAGAACCCUCUGGAGCGGCUGGGAACAGCUGGGACUACAGAAGUCAAGAGUCACAUGUUCUUCUUGGGCCUGGACUGGAAUGGCCUCCUGAGGCAGAAAGCUGAGUUCAUACCUCAGCUGGAGUCUGAAGACGACACCAGUUACUUUGACACACGGUCAGAGCGCUACUGUCAUCUUGGCUCAGAUGAUGAUGAGACAAACGAUGAUGAGUCUUCUCUGGAGCUCAGACAGUUCUCCUCAGUUGCUCACCGCUUCAGCAAGGUGUACAGCAGCACCGAGCAGCUGUCCACCUCCACCCCGUCCAACCAGAGCCUGUCGUCAUCAGAGCGAAGCCACAGUGAGGAGAAGGAGGACCGAUGGGACGGCAGGGGAGUCCUUUCACCAGGAGACGGACACAAGAACUUGGCUGGUGUAGACAGGAGGGCAGAUGGACCCAGAGGGUGUCUUCGUCCACGUGCUUCCUCCAGCUCAUCACAUUCAGAGCGCAGUGGCAGCCCGCUGGUCAUGAACAGCACAGAUGUUGCUGCCCGCAUUGCCAUCCCUGCUGAGGAGGAAGACGGGAUAGUCUCCAACCUGAGGCGGAUCCGACUGCGAAGCAACAGCACGGGCACAAGGCCGUCGUUCCGCAGAGGGGCGUCCCGGCGGAUUGCUCACCAGCUGGAGACCCCAGAGAAACCUAGAUCCCCCGCUGGAAACGUCCCGAAGUCUGCUUCAAUCUCUGGUCUGUCCCUCAUCAUUACCCCAGAUGACUCGGCUGGUCCUCCUUUAAGUCCCAAAUCAUCUCUAUCCCUGUCGUCCAACCCCUCCUCCCGGGACUCGUCUCCCAGCCGGGACCUGCCCAUCGGCAUCAGCUGCCUCAGGCCCCCGGUGGUCAUUCACAGCUCUGGCAGGAGGUUUGGUUUUGCUCUCCGAGCCAUCAGGGUAUACAUGGGAGACAGCGACGUCUAUACUGUUCAUCACAUGGUUUGGUCUGUGGAGGAUGGCAGUCCAGCGCAUGAGGCAGGACUGAGGGCAGGGGACCUCAUCACCCAUGUUAAUGGGGAGUCAGUCCAGGGUCUCGUACACACUGAGGUGGUGGAACUUCUGCUGAAGAGCGGCAACAAGGUGACUCUUCAAACGACUGCACUGGAGAACACUUCGAUCAAGGUGGGCCCUGCCAGGAAGGCGAGCUACAAGGCCAAGAUGGUCCGACGCAGUAAGAAGAGCAAGAAGAAGGAUGGACAGGAGAGUACCAGGCGUCGCAUCUUUAAGAAGCUAUCGAAGCACACAGCUCCCCCACCGUUGCAGAGCAGCCGCAGCUUCUCCUCUGGCUUUCCCCAGUCGUCCAGCGACAGCCUCUCUGGUUCCCCCACACAGAGUCUGUCCCCUGGGCCUUCCACACCAUGUCACUCCCCGGGCCCUGACCAAUCUGGAGAUUCCAGUUCAUCUCCUUGCUCCAGUUCUCCCAACUCACCGGUACCACAGGCUCGUCCCAGCUCCCUUCAUGUUCACGGUCGCUACACCAAAGCUGGUCGCUGCAAGUCCACCAGCAGCAUCCCUCCUUCACCUCUGGCUUGUAUCCCACCACCUCAGCCUCUCUCCCCUCAGUGCUCUCCAUCCUGUCUCCAGAGUCAUCCCAAGUCCCUCCAGGGGUUCCAUGGGAAGACAUUAUCCCCUCCCACUGUUGCUCGUCACUCUGUGCGUCCUCGCAGCGUAGAACCACCACGCUCACCCUUGCUUAAGAGGGUACAGUCAGCAGAGAAGCUUACAGGAGAUAAGACGGGUAAGGGAGGCUACCAUGGAGACAGGAAGGCUUACAGUACCCGGCGACACACCAUGGAGAUGCCACUAUCUGAGGGGGAGGGACUAGAAGAUGAAGAAGUGGACACCACAACAAGAUUUGUCUGUGUAGGUGAGCACGGUCGCCAGGGGCUGAGCAUCGGAGGGCAGAAAGAGUCCCAUGAUCUGGUUAGUGGAGGCAGUAACCACCAACUCUCGUCCGGCUCCCCUCAACACCGUGGAGGCAGCCACCAUCCAAAGGAGGUGAUGAGAAAGCUGGCUCAGUCAGAGCGCAGGGAUUCGUUUAAGAAACAGGAGGCUGUGCAAGAAUUAAACUUUGACUUGGAUGAGACGGAGGAAACACAAAGCCCAAAGCUUCCCAUCACCCACCCGGAACCAUUUAAGGUAUCCUGGAUCAACCGUUCCCAGCCUGAAUCCAAAAGGAAGCCAGAAGACAGCGGAGCUCAUAGUGCCACUCAACUGAAAGCAAAGUGUAAAGGCAAAGAGGAGUUUUAAUUUUUCCCCAAUAAUGCAUCUGAUGGCCUUGCAUGAAUCCAGGAAACUGUGACCAAGUCAAAGAUACCAGACAGCUUAAAGACAAGAUCUCACCCAUCCUCAAACACUGGCAACAGAGAACCGAACUGUUUACUUCCUCUGUUAGUUCUCAGAUCACUGUGCCACCUGUAACUGAUGUAUUCUGUAAAUAUUUUAUUUUAAUUGAAGAAACUUAUUUAUGGCCUUUUAGGCUUGUUUCUUUUUUUUUAAGACCUGGUAUGCUUCCUCCAAAAGCAACAAGUAGAGCAACACAUUCAAAAAAUGAGAUGGAGUAAGGUCUGGAAAAGAGCAGCUUAUUUUCACAUGUACCAUGUGCACUGUAGAACUUCCCAACGUGCUUUUUGCCUCCUCCCUGAAGAAAUGUGCUGUCUGAACGUGGCAGUUAACAUUCAGACCUGUUAUUCCCGAAUACUGUGUAUGUAUCACCAAACGAUAUCACUCUGAGGUCAAGCUAUGUGCCCAAGUUGGUUCAGCCAGAGCAUCCAUUUGAAAAGAGGUACUGUAGUAUAGACGAAGGCAUCGGGGAAACAUGGGCUCUUCCAGCUCUCGCUGUUUGUCAGAGCUGAAGCUCCUGCAGGUCUUUAACUCAGAAUAUGAUGGGAGUGUGUGGAAACUGUCAUCAGUGCUUCCGACCUGCUUCUCAUGCCUCGUCAUAAACAAACAUGGCUCAGUUGGCUUUUUGAUUUUAAUGUGUUUUAAGAAAAAUGGUUUACAUUUUAGUGCAGGUAUCUAUGGAGUUGUCCUGGUUUUUGUUAAAUUGUAGACAAACUGUCAGAAUUGAACUGAUGGCUGAAAGAACAGGAGAACUUUUGUAUAUUUUGAUAUGGAACGGUCUUGUUUCAGUGCUAAUAACCUAUGCUAUGGACUUAUACUUUAUAAACAAUGGUGGACCUUAUAGCAGCUGUGUUACAGUGGUGUUUUGUGGCCUUGUGAAAGUAGAUGGAGUCAGAUCACAUCAAUCUAUUUUUAAUUAAGUUGAGACGUUUUUUCCAUCUGUCACAUCUGUUCUACAGUACCUUUACGUUUCAGAUUGAAAUGUUUUGUAUAUGGGGCUUUUUUUCCUUUUAAUUCAGAAAGCGUUUGCAAUUAAUGUGUCCCAUCUUCACCGUUGUUUGAACUAACUUUUUGUUUUUCAAAGUAAAGGGAGAUGGGAUUAAUAAAAGAAGCAAAACUUGGGUAAAAGUUGCACAUGGUUCAGGAUUAAAUUAAACCUUUCAUUUACCCACUGGUUUAAGGGUAGAAACCUGUCUUGGUGGGAGUUGUCGUCAAACUUUCUUAGGCACCAUCAUCACAUGUUCAUCUGUUAGUAGUUGAAGUCCCUUAAUACCACUUAAUGAAUUAGUCUCACAACCAAUGGAGGAUCAGAAGUCUCCUUGUAUCUGGAGCACUUUUAUUCAUACAGAACUUUUCCACUUGUAUGUUUGUGAAUUAAAUGUGUUCCUCCCAAACCAACUCCCGAAUAGCAAUGGAGAAAUGCAUACCACAUGGGUGUCUGCUUCAGACUUAUUUGACAUUGUUAAUUAGUCUCCUGUAUUAAAAGUGCUUGAAAUAAAUUAAUUCCAAAGGACUUGAGUCCUGGAUGAAAA
This is a messenger RNA of Girardinichthys multiradiatus, 6177 nucleotides long. It is a transcript of the gene mast3a, whose product is annotated as microtubule associated serine/threonine kinase 3a. NCBI's taxonomy places the organism in Eukaryota, Metazoa, Chordata, Actinopteri, Cyprinodontiformes, Goodeidae. Gene Ontology annotation, biological process: intracellular signal transduction; peptidyl-serine phosphorylation. Bases 356 to 4552 code for a protein of 1398 amino acids. The record is from RefSeq and is a predicted model, not a curated record. Gene Ontology annotation, molecular function: protein binding; ATP binding; magnesium ion binding. The transcript has 27 exons.